Molecule: messenger RNA, 3546 nt
Organism: Eublepharis macularius
Lineage: Eukaryota; Metazoa; Chordata; Lepidosauria; Squamata; Eublepharidae
Gene: ZNF475
Product: zinc finger protein 474
Exons: 5
Coding region: 381-1373 (330 amino acids)
Source: RefSeq, a predicted model, not a curated record
AGUAACACCUAAUACUUUGCUUCUGCUAAUUCCUCAGUAUACACAGAGGAAUCAUUAUGCAGAGGUUUAAGUACCGAGAUUUCAAGGUGUGCUAAAGCUUGAUUCAGAUCAGAACCACGGUGCAAGGAAAGGAUUAAAAAAAUACCAAAAAAAUAGUAAAACUGAAAACUACGAAAAAAAUUACCAGAACUUCACAAUUAUAUCUUUGCAAAUGUGCUUAAAUCUUGCACAGCUACCUUCUGUUAUAACUUCUGAAAGUUUUAUACAAGAUAAUCCAGUCAUUUCAAUAGCAACAAAGUCAGCAAUAAAGCCACUACAGAGAAAAAACAAGCCGUGCUUCAUUAAAUCAGAGAAUCUUUUCAUGGAACAUCCUAUUCUUCAUGGAAACAGCUCUAAUGAAAAAAAUGUUGCGUAAACAUCAUAAAACUCUGCCAAAUGUUGGGAAAGCCCCUGCUAAUAUGUCCACCUCAUGUUUAAAACAGGCCACAACAUCCAUUGUGUCAGAUCCUCUCAUACUUUCACAAGAAAGAGCAGGUUUACAUUCUACUAUUAAAAUAAGCCCUGCAAAAAAGAGGCCAGAGACGGUUCUAAUAUCAAAACGGUCAAGCACUGGAGCUAUGUCUCAGGACCAAUGGGAUCGGCCAGUUAUUCCACCAAGAAGACCUGGCUUCAGGGUGUGCUAUAUCUGUGGCAAGGAGUUUGGGUCACAGUCUCUUCCUAUCCAUGAGCCAAAAUGCUUGGAGAAGUGGCACAUUGAAAAUGACAAGUUACCAAAGCAUCUCAGACGACAAGAGCCCAUUAAACCUCAGGCUCUUUCAGGAGGUUCUUACAAUAUCAAGGCUGGAAACAGAUUACCUUUUCAAGGUAAUCAAGAUCAACUCCUGCCCUGUGAAAACUGUGGUUGCACUUUUCUUCCAGAUCCUCUACUUGUUCACCAACAGAGCUGUAAAGCAAAGUCCAGCCCAGGGACUUCAAGCUUCAGUCCCACUAAAUCUUCUAGAUCUUCAGGCUCUGGGGCUACAUCAGUGUUUCCAGACAAGGUUGCAGUGAUAAAGCGGCCUCCAACUGUUAUUUGUUACAUUUGUGGGCGUGAGUAUGGAACUAAGUCUAUAAGCAUCCAUGAACCACAGUGUCUGAAAAAAUGGCACAUUGAGAAUGACCAACUGCCAAAACAUUUACGAAGACCUGAACCCAAGAAGCCAGAAAUGAGAUCCAUAGGAGCCAAAGGUUACUAUGAUCUUGAUGCUUUAAACGAGUCUGCUUGGAACAGCGCCCAGAGCCAGUUAGUUCCAUGUGAUAUUUGUGGUCGUACCUUCCUGCCAGACAGACUGAUCGUCCACCAACGGUCAUGUAAACUGAAGAUCCCAAAAUAAAAUGCUUCUGCUUGCUAGCUAAAUUUUUAAAGAAAAAGAUUGCCAUUGCAACGUAUAGGACAGAGGUUCCAACACUGAACAAUCAUAAAAGUAUAGAGAAUCAAGUUCUGAACAUGCCCAGUUCAUAAUCAUUGUGUGAAUUUAUUACCUAGGUGAAAUAUAGACAUUUUUCUUCCACUGGUGUUUUGCAGCAGUGGCACUGAUUGUGUGUUUCGUUAUGAAAUGAGUCUAAACCUCACCACCAGGGCAGUUUGCUGCCUAGAGCAUGACUAGUGAACACCACUGUUUUAGUAUGCCACCCUCCAUUACAAAGUGCUUAUUCUUUUCUAGACAUCUGUAUUAAUAAAUCAUGUGUAAAACUCAGGACGGUCAUCUUUUUUUCCCCUCCACAUAUUUUUUACUUUUGAAGUUUCUAUUAAAAGGUCUCUUCUGAAAAGGCAGGGGAGGGAAGAGACAAUAAAAGCUUCAGUGACCUUCUUCAAAAUUUGACAUUUUUGUGUGUUUGAAAGACAAAGAUCUUACGUGUCUUAGGUGUUUUUGAAUAUACAAUAUUUAGGUUUCACAAAUAUCCUGGUUUAAUUGUCAACCUUGUAUACAGGUUCUGAAAGUUAUAGUUUAUGGUAGACUUCCCCCCAAACCCUACUCAAGGAGUCCCCCAAGUGGCACCAACGGGUGCUAUGGCAUUCAGCAAUACGUUUCCUGAUGCCCACCAAGUGUUUUUAGAAAGUGUGUGGGACCAGGUGGGGCUCUGAACAGCAGUUCAUCUGAUUGGCCAUUGGUGAUCUAAUUGACUGUGCAGAUUUUUUUUUAAUCAUAGCUUUGAUAUCAGCUGCCAUCAUAGCACAAGAAUCUUCACUGUGUGAAGAUAAGCUUUGAGUAAGCAAGAAAAUAUUUUUUAAAAUAUGUUCAUUUUUAAAAGGUGGCCUAUUAUGCACAGCUUUAGCCUGAAAUGUUGAAGAGUCACUAGAAAAAUUAUUCAUAACCUCACUUCCAAAUGUGCCCACAGACUCAAAACGAUUGGAGACCCUUGCCCUACUCUCUGAUCUGAACUGUUUUUACAAUUAUCUACUCCAGUAACCAACUUCAGUUUAAGGAUAAGAUAUGGGAGUUGUGGCCACUGUGUCUUUCUCCAAAAUAUCUAUUGACGGGGUUAACCAAAACACUUUUUUGCUGCCCGGGAGUCAUUCCUCCUGUGAGAGGUCAAAAUCCUGCUUUUUUCUGCAGACUACCAAUUCCCUUUAUAUCCUCAUUGGACUGUUCAGUGAGUCAAUAACAGCCAGUCAGGGCCCUUAGAGUCUUGAGAGCAGGUGGAAGGGGGGAGUUGGAAUAAAAAAGCCUUUAACAGCCAUUUUUCCUUCAGGCAUGGUUUAGCCACUAGUGAGCCAGGCUAGGGAAUCCUUAGUCUCAGGAGACAGUGUGAGUCUGACUUCAGUGGAAAUAAAAUGGUACAGCAUAGUGCCCAGAAGAGGUUCACACCAAAUGAUUAGUUCUCAUUCCAUAGUAUUUCCGGGUUGAAGGAAACUAACAGAUUGUGGUCUUAUUUCAAAGUACUCUGUUAGCGCUUAUUUGGGAUUCAGCAGGGGUCAUUUCAUAGAAAAAGAGCAGGAGGAACUCAUUAGCAUAACUCAUUAGCAUAUGCCACACCCCUUGCCAUCACCAGAAGUGUGUCAUUAGCAUAACUGAUUUGCAUAUGCCACCCUGACGUCACCUAUCCUGGCUGUUUUCGACCCAAUCCUGGCCAUUCAGGAGGGCCGAAAUUGGGCCCAAAAUGGCCGAAAAGGGGCCCAAAAUGGUCAGGAUCGGGCCACCCGUCAGAGGCCCGAUCUGGGCCAUUUCGGCCCCAAUUCAGGCUGAAACGGACCCAAAAUGGCUGAGAGUCAGGUGGGCGGGACCACCUGUCAUGUGACCUAUUUGGGGAACUGCCGGAACUGCGUUCUUGUGUGUUCUGAGCCCUGGGAUUCAGUAUCCCUGGGUGCAAUCAUUCGUAAUUUUCUCAUACUGCAGAUUAGCAGUUAUUUUCUCACUGUCCUUGGAAUCCAUUGUUUUGUCUGUACCUAUUGCUAUGUUCUGUGUCCAGCAGAUGCUAAGUUAUAUUUGUACAUAGUUUUAAGCCUUGGUGCACUAUCUAAGGCUUUUAACAAUUUUCAGUAAAUGAAUAAAAGAGUGUUUUUAA